AUGGAGAGAGUGGUGGCGUUUGCCCUGUUUUUGUGCGCUGUUCAGGGCCAGUAUUAUGCGUCUCCUUACUCCCCAUGUCUGGCGUCUUCGCCAUACAUGGGUCAGCCCUGUGGGUGUUCUAACCCCUCGCCACCGAUCUACGUGACUCUCCCCACUCCUCCUCCGUUAUGCGUUACCCCACCGCCAUUACCCCCUAUGUUCAUUGAGGUGCCGAUGCCGCCACCGAUCACUAUAACACCACCAGCCUUACCCCCUAUGUGUAUCACACCACCGCCGUUACCCCCCAUGACGGUAACGCCUCCCCCGUCUCCUCCUCUAUGCAUCACUCCACCGCCGUUACCCCCUUUGUGCAUCACACCUCCAGCGCCGCCGCCGAUGUACGUCACUCCUCCCCAAUCUCCCCCAUUGUAUUUGGAACUUCCUCCACCUGCUCCGAUCAUGAUAGAGCUGCCUCCAAUAUUGAUUCAACCUCCGCCGAUGCCUCCCGUGAUGGUUCAGCCUCCCCCUCUUCCUCCGAUGCCGGUGCAGCCUCCUCCGUUACCUCCUAUGAUGAUCCAGCCUCCUCCUCCUCCGCCUAUGUACGUUCAGCCUCCUCCGCCGUGUCCUAUAACCGUUCAGCCUCCUUGCCCCGAGCCGCUGUACAUCCAGCCUCCUCCGUUACCUCCCCUCAGUGUCCAACCUCCUCCGCUGCCUCCUCUCUGUGUCCAGCCUCCUCCUCCUCCUCCCAUGUUCAUCCAGCCCCCUCCACCGGAGCCGUUCUGUCUCCAACCUCCCCCUCCCCCCACUAUAUGCUUCACCCCCGGCCCGCCAUCCAGUCCGUGCUGCUCUCCACCUACAGCGAUGGCGUCUCCGAUAUAUUUAUAG
Messenger RNA from Danaus chrysippus (African queen), 864 nucleotides. The record is from the annotation of a GenBank genome assembly. Lineage: Eukaryota; Metazoa; Arthropoda; Insecta; Lepidoptera; Nymphalidae.